AUGGCCGAACAAAUUGAGCGCGCCUUCCAAAAGCAAGGAGGAGUCUUCCAGAACACGAAAGCCCGCAUCCUCGGCAUCGGCAAGGGCAAGAAGCAAGCACGCUACAUCCGCGACGUCGGACUCGGAUUCAAGCCCCCAGUUGAGGCCAUCGAGGGCAAGUACGUCGACAAGAAGUGCCCGUUCGCCGGAAAUGUCUCGAUCCGCGGCCGCAUCUUGACCGGCAUCGUCACGAAGACGAAGAUGCAGAGGACGAUCGUCAUCCGACGGGACUACCUCCACUACAUCACCAAGUACCGCCGGUUCGAGAAGAGGCAUCGCAACCUCUCCGCCCACUGCUCCCCCGCUUUCCGCGUCGAAGUCGGUGACCUCGUCACCGUCGGACAUUGCCGCCCCCUCGCCAAGACCGUCACCUUCAACGUCGUCAAAGUGAACCGAGGCCCCGGCAGCAAAAAAGCUUUCGACAAAUUC
This is a messenger RNA of Mesorhabditis spiculigera, 468 nucleotides long. The record is from the annotation of a GenBank genome assembly. Lineage: Eukaryota; Metazoa; Nematoda; Chromadorea; Rhabditida; Rhabditidae.